Molecule: messenger RNA, 1260 nt
Organism: Dujonia railenensis
Lineage: Eukaryota; Fungi; Ascomycota; Pichiomycetes; Serinales; Debaryomycetaceae
Source: the annotation of a GenBank genome assembly
AUGUCAGUUAGGUCAUUUCUCACUUCGCUCAAGAGUCUUGUUGACUCAGGGGCUCUCCUCAAGUCUCCACUUAAGUUUGUUACCGGAAAUCAGUCUGCAGAUCUAGACUCUGUGAUUUCUGCCAUCUCAUAUUCGUAUUUUACAAAUUUGAAGGACUCAUCCGAACAUGUCAUCCCAUUAAUUAAUAUUCCAAGAGAGGACUUAAGAUUACGUAGAGAUAUUGUCCUGGUAUUGAAAGCCCAUUCAAUCAAUGAAGAUUUGUUGUACUUUGUAGAAGAUUUCUCUCAGUUAAUCAAGAGAUCCAAAGCCCCAUCUCAACUAAUUCUCGUUGACCACUGUAAUUUGCAGGGAGAUGAAGUUACUGAUGCUUACAAUGCAAAAUUAUUGAAAAUUGUAGCCAUUAUAGAUCAUCACGCUGAUGAACAAAUUGCUUUGGAUGCUAAUCCAAGAAUUAUCCAGGUCAACGGAUCAUGUUCAAGUUUAGUUUUCAACUAUUGGUACAACCAAAUUGGUAAGCCAACCUCGUUUUAUACUAAUAAUGAUGUUAUUCUGUUGUUAUUGGCACCAUUGCUUAUUGACACUACUAAUAUGACUGCAAAGGUCGAAAAUGAAGAUACAAUUGCGUUCAAAAAGUAUGGAGAAAUCUUAUUAUCGACCGAUAAUACUUCUUUCAACAUCCUUAAGGCGUAUGCUUUGCCAGGUGCUGAACCUCAAGUUGAAUUUGACAUUUUUGAAUCCUUUUACAAACAGGUUAAAACCCAGAAGAAAAACAUUGAGGGAUUCUCUAUGAAAGACUUCUUAAGAAAGGACUAUAAACAAUUUGAAUUUCAUUCUAAGACAAGUGGCUCAACUUCAAGAAUUGGGUUCAGCUCGUUGCUGAAACCAUUUUCAUGGAUCUUAAAGAAUUACACUAAAGCUGAAAUCAUUAAAGCUUGUACGGAAUUGCGUAGCGAUAAUAAUUUGGAUGUUAAUGUAAUGACUACUUCUUACACUAGAAAGGACAAUGGCCUUUAUGCUAGGGAAUUCGCUUAUUGCUACAACUCUACCAACAGCAAUGCUGAGUUGUAUGCCAAGUUACCGGAAUUCUGUACUGUUUUAGAUUUGCAUAGCGACGAUUUGUACAGUGUCCUGGCAGAGGAUUUAUCUGCUCUUAAUACUUUUCAAAGUAAUGAAGUGUUGAUACUUUUCAACCAACACAAUACCCAAGCUUCAAGAAAGCAAGUUGUUCCUGCUGUAAAAGAAGCCAUAGAGACAAACUAA